Messenger RNA from Sinocyclocheilus rhinocerous, 819 nucleotides. RefSeq names its product protein delta homolog 1. The transcript is spliced from 3 exons. Gene Ontology annotation, molecular function: calcium ion binding; Notch binding. The record is from RefSeq and is a predicted model, not a curated record. NCBI's taxonomy places the organism in Eukaryota, Metazoa, Chordata, Actinopteri, Cypriniformes, Cyprinidae. The annotation marks the transcript as partial.
CGUGCGUGCGUGCGUGUGUGUGUGUUUGUGUGUGUGUGUGUGUGUGGUUACAGGUGCAGAGCAGGUUGGCGCGGUGCGGCGUGUGAUCAGUGUGUUCCUUCACCUGACUGUGUUCACGGAGCGUGUGAAGAACCCGGGCAGUGCAUCUGUGAGCACGGAUGGACGGGAGCGCGCUGUGAUCGAGAGGUUCACCGGUGUUCAUCAAAGCCCUGCUCGGGAAACUCUACCUGUGUGGAGACCAGAGGAGGAGGACACGUCUGCCUUUGUUCUCCUGGAUACACAGGGGAAAACUGCCAGCUGAAGAAAGGACCGUGUUCAGCGAACAGCUCUCGCUGUCAGAAUGGAGGAACCUGCGUGAACACGAGUGGCUCUGACAGCCGUUCCUCUUGCUUCUGUCCAGCUGGAUUCACCGGCUCGUCCUGUGAGCUCCACAUCAGCCAGCUCAAGCACAAACCCCGAGUGAAAGCCUCAGGUCCGGCUCACGCUUUCCACAAGCUGCUGCUGCGUCCGGCCGAGUCUGAGUCCGGUCCGCUGGUCACCCGCAGCCAGAUCAUCUGCUUCUCCGUCCUGGGUCUCCUCACCUGUCUGGUGGUCCUGGUCACGACGGGCAUCGUCUUCUUUACCCGCUGCGAGACGUGGAUGGCGAACGCCAAGUACAGCCAGCUGGUGCGACAGCAGAGAGAUCAGCAGAGAGAGCAGCAUUCGCUCAACAUCAUCCUGCCGGAGAAAAUCAAGCUGAGCAACUACAGCAAGCAUUACACGUCCAUAUGAAGCGGAUCCGUGACUGAGAGGUUUGGUGCUUUAGACAAAGACAAGAUG